Filobasidium floriforme is the source of this 2412-nucleotide messenger RNA. Its product is annotated as glycosyl hydrolase family 71-domain-containing protein. Gene Ontology annotation, molecular function: glucan endo-1,3-alpha-glucosidase activity. The record is from RefSeq and is a predicted model, not a curated record. The transcript has 15 exons. The coding region runs from base 265 to 2280 and encodes 671 amino acids. Lineage: Eukaryota; Fungi; Basidiomycota; Tremellomycetes; Filobasidiales; Filobasidiaceae. Gene Ontology annotation, cellular component: plasma membrane.
GGGGUGGAUCGCUCGGUCAUUCAAAAAGCCUUCACGACUGGAGAUCGCCUCGCCAAGGAUGACAGCCACACGCAGAGAUUGUGCCUAUAAGGCAAAAGUUGGCAGACGAUCAUCGCCUCUUGUGCAAGCGAAAUAUCUUGGAUGUCUUCCAAACAACUCGAGUAUAUACAUCUUUGAGGCUUUCGUCUCCUAACAUACCAUCGGCUGGCCCGCGAUUCCUUCUGGCAAGGACUCUUAUUCAGCAACUUUCUUUUUCUGGUCAUUAUGGUCGCCUUGCUUCAAGUUCCGGCGAUCGCCGCAACCACGCUCCUUUUCGCAUUCGCUACCCAAACCACGGCUCUACCGAGCAAUUAUCGGCUCGAAACUAGAGCCACACUCGACCUUCCUACCGGCUGGACCGACGUAGGAUGUGUCAAAGACUACUCUGCUCGAAUCUUGUCGUCAUACCAGACGAGCAGUAGCACGAUGACACCGCGGUUCUGUGCAAACACCUGUCGCGGUCUCGGUUAUUCAUGGUCGGGAACUCAAAACGGUGUCCAGUGUUUCUGCGCGAACUCUGUCUCUCGACAAGACGUCUCGACCGGCUGCACUUCGACGUGUUCUGGAGACAAGGCACAGACAUGUGGAGGAAGUUGGAACAUGAACCUCUAUAGGCAUAGUUCGGCAGUAACUACCACCGCCGUAUCCGUACAGCCGAGCACUUCCACUUCUAGCAAGCCGACUACCUCGACGGUCGUACAGCCAAGCACUUCUGUCAAGCCGACGAGCACAUCGACUUCCACACGGCCAACUACGACGGCUCAGCCGACCACUACUUCUACCUCGGUUCGAAGCAGCACAACCGUCAAAUCUUCCACUUCGACCCAAGUACCCACCAGUACAAGCGUCAAGCCUUCUAUCUCGACCCAAGCAGCGGCUAGCACAAGCGUCAAGCCCUCCACUUUGACGUCCACGGCGGUAUCGUCGAUCUCGACCUCGAUCGCUUCUUCGACUUCGGCUGCGCCUGCUGCCUCUGCUACGGCAGUGAACAUCAAGAUAGCGAGCAGUAACACCGAGAAGAAAGUAUGGGCUCACCAUAUGGUCGGCAACACCUACCCAUUCACUUACGAUACCUGGGUCGACGAUAUCACCCGAGCGCAGAGCGCUGGGAUCGAUGGAUUCGCCCUGAACGUCGGACCUGAUGAAUGGCAGCCUUCCCGGGUUGCAGAUGCGUACCGCGCAGCCGCUGCCCUCGGCUUCAAGAUGUUCUUGAGCUUUGACAUGUCUACCUUCAACUGUGUGACCGACGAGCGGAUUGUCUACUUCCAGCAAUACAUCUCGACAUACCUGACUCACCCGGCCGCCGGAAAGUACAACGGCAAAUCGAUCUUGAGCACGUUCGGUGGAGAAUGGUGUACAUGGAAUCAGGGUAGCGGUGUAGAUGCCGUCAAUAAGGGAUGGUCGAUCAUCAUGGGCAGGUAUAGGAACAACACCUAUUUCAUGCCUGCCUAUACCAUGGGUGAUGGUCCUAGGAGCUUGUCGCAAUACGAUAUCGAUGCCGAAAUCAACUGGGGCUCUGCUUGGCCUAACGGUGAUACAGACCUGACUCUGGACAACGACAACUACUGGUUGAGCUAUCUCCCGAACCAAUACGUCGCCACGGUCUCGCCCUCGUUUUUCACACACUUUGGCUACAAGAACUGGGUUUACCGAAGCGACGACUUCUUGUUCUCCCAGCGAUGGGAAAUGCUCCUCGCUACGAGGGACCAGAUCAGUCAGGUGGAGAUCAUCAGUUGGAACGACUAUGGUGAAUCCCAUUACAUCAACGUCAUCAACGGAGACCAACCUCCCGAGAGCAAGGUCUGGACCAUGAACCCUGACAUCGAUCACACUCCUUACUUGAGCCUGCAAGCAUUCUACUCGGCCGCUUGGAAGAACGGCGCCGUACCAGCCAUCACGCAGGACAAGGUCUGGUUGACCGCUCGACCUCAUACCAUGGCAGCCAUCGGUACUGCUGACUCGGUUCCUCGACCUGAUGGAUGGGACUUGCAAGACGACGAGUUUUACGCUCAGGUCCACUUGAAAGCGGACGCCAGCAUCGUCGUCUCGACGAAAUCGGCUAGUCAGACGCUCUCUGGAAAAGCUGGUAUCAACCGUGUAUCCAUGCCGCUCGAGGUAGGCAGUGGGAUCAGGAUCCAGGUGGUCCGCGGUACUUCGACUGUCAUCAACCUAGCACCUUCCUUUACCUUUACCGACAAGCCUGUUACCAUCAGUCAUAAUUACCUUAUCUGGCAGAGCUAGAAUUGUUGCCGUACGCCAGGCAUGUCCUGUAUCAUAUAAGGAUAGAAUACUACAUCUCGCCAGGAGGACAACUCGCUACCUGUAUCAUAGCAUCAGUCACUCGUUUAUAUAAUCAUUUGACUCUCUUCCUCU